This is a messenger RNA of Haliotis rubra (blacklip abalone), 339 nucleotides long. RefSeq lists its product as uncharacterized. The record is from RefSeq and is a predicted model, not a curated record. NCBI's taxonomy places the organism in Eukaryota, Metazoa, Mollusca, Gastropoda, Lepetellida, Haliotidae. The coding region runs from base 1 to 339 and encodes 112 amino acids. The transcript has a single exon.
AUGAGAAAACCUCUUCCCGAAAUCAAGUAUUUUGGAGGUGACCCUUUUGAAUUCAGAAAGUUCAUCCGUCAGUUCAGAUCCAAGAUUCUGGCAAACUCUGACAUCGCUGAUGAAAACAUGAAUUAUUUGGAACAAUUUACUUGCGGUGAGGCAAAUAAAUUUGUGAAGGGGUUUGGUUAUCUAGAUGCAGAAGUGGGCUAUGUUGCAGCUAUGAAGGAGUUAGAAGAGCGCUAUGGGAAUGAGCACACUGUAGUCAAUGCCUUUGGACAGCGUGCGCUCGACUGGCCAAUGAUCAAGGCGGACAACCCCAAAGGACUUACGACCUUUCCAUCAUCCUAA